Molecule: messenger RNA, 771 nt
Organism: Rangifer tarandus platyrhynchus (Svalbard reindeer)
Lineage: Eukaryota; Metazoa; Chordata; Mammalia; Artiodactyla; Cervidae
Source: the annotation of a GenBank genome assembly
CCCCUGCCCUGCCCCCCUGCCGACCGCUGGCUGUGCGGCAUCCACGGCCCAGGACCGAGCAGUGCUCCCGACAGCAGUAAUAGAGCCCCACCCUGUCCGCCAGCCGCCUCCUUUCCUCCAAAGGUGCCCAGGGGCCAGCCUGUCCUGCCUUGGGUGUCUCCAGACCAUGGCUCCCUCCCAACCAACCCCCACUCGGUCCUGACUUCUAGCCUGUUCCCUGCCCCUUCCCACCACUCCUCCUUCCCUGGGGGCUUGUUGGGAGCAAGCUGGAGGAAUUCCUGGCCCGAGUCAGGGGAGGUGCCCCGGCAGGCGGGAGGCAGCGCGCACACGCCAGGGACCGCUCCAAAUUCCAGCUCCCACGAGCCUGCUGGGAGGGAGCCAAGUGGGGCCGUGGAGCAGGGUGGGGAGGCCCUCCCCAUGGAAGCCAGGAGGGCACAGGGGAGUCUGGGGAAGGGCCAGGGGUGCCGAAGAAGCAGACAGUCAGAGCAGAUGCGGGAGCCCCAGGGGCACAGAGCGUACCUCCUCCAGGACCCAGGUGGGAAGAUUGAGGACCCCUGGGUAUCAAACUCAAAGCUCCGGACCCGGGAUGUUGUGGGGGUGACCGUCUAUGACCAGACACCAAAUGUCUCGGGAAGAAGAGGGGUGUUUGAGGGGAUGGAUAAUGCUCUGGGGAGCGGCUGCUGUGGGGUGGGGGCCUGCUUGGAAGAGCCCAUGGCGGGGGACGAGGCGGUGGCCAGGGAGAUGGGGAAGUUGGCCGUCAGCUAUCUUUAG